Molecule: messenger RNA, 532 nt
Organism: Ambispora leptoticha
Lineage: Eukaryota; Fungi; Glomeromycota; Glomeromycetes; Archaeosporales; Ambisporaceae
Source: the annotation of a GenBank genome assembly
ACAUAACAAUAAACCCAUUACCUUAGACAUCACCCAAGAGUUAAGUCAUAAAUUAGAACUAACCUCCGAAGACAAUUUUUGUGUGGCUCAGGAAGUAUUAACUCGAGCAAAGGAGGAGGAAGGAAUUACUAUUGACAACGAGGAGGAGAUAUUUAUCCAAAAAUCCUUAACCACUAAUAAUUUAGAAGAAAAAGGAAAUAAUAACCAGCCGGAAGAGAAAAACCAGGAACAAUAUUUAGAACAAACCCUCCAAGCAGUUAAUGAGGAAAUGAUUAAAAACAAUCAAGAGUUAAUUAACUCAAAAAAUCAAGCCAAACAAUUACUCCGUCGGUUAGCCAUUCGGAGAAUAGAAUUAUUUGCUUUAAAUCGGAAGUUAAAUGCCCGACCUAAUAUUACUCAGCAGCAAUAUAAUGACUUACUUCAAAGACCAACCCUGGCGGAGGAUGAAGAAAUAACUAGGCUUGAAAAUGAAGCAAGAAAUUUGAAAGCAGAACGUGAUGCUCGUCCUGCUAAUGUUACUCUUGACCAAUGA